CUUUCAACUUGACUGGCAGCCAACACUUGCUAGCAUAUAACCUAUGCUGUCAUUUAGUCCACAGUUGUGUUAAGUAAAUUAUGCAUGUUUGGAAAAUUCAAGGCAUAAACACACUUGUACAACAGAAAAACACUUCCGGUUUCGAUAUUUUACUUACAGCGGUCAAAAAUAACUUUCUUUUAUAACUCGACAAAAAAGUGACAGACAGGACUAUUUUUUUCUGGAGCAAAUGGGUUACACAGUUUGCACAUAUUGACGUAGUUAAGUCAUUCGGGCUCCCGUAAUUUUCGCGGAAAUCGAUGUGUUUCUUUCGUCCCCUGUUUCUUUCGUUCCGGUUCUCCCCUACGCCAUAGUUUCCGCAAUGUUCAAAGGCGAAUAAUAAUGAUCAAUAAUACAGUAUCAAUCCUAAAUAAAGUAUAAAAAAAACUUAAAAGAACUCAUAUUCAAAGUUGUAGUUACCAUGUAUACCGCACUAUUUAUUACAGGGAUAGUUGCAGGGAUUUAUAUAAUCUGGUACAAUGUUUUCAUUAAAAGACAGAGGUGUAAAAGCUCUACUACAUUGCACGGGAAGACUGCGAUCGUAACAGGGGCCAACGCAGGCAUUGGAAAGGCCACAGCCCUGGAAUUGGCCAGAAGAGGGGCGAGGGUCAUCCUGGCCUGCCGAAGUCAGGAAAGAGCAGAGGCUGCCGUCCGUGACAUUAAGAGGGAAAGCGGGAAUGCAGAAGUGGUGUACAUGCAGCUGGACCUGGCGAGCCUGCAGUCGGUGCGCUCCUUCGCUGAGACCUUCCUAAAGACAGAACCAAGACUGGACCUUCUCAUCAACAAUGCAGGACUCAUCCUGGAAGGAAAGACAGAGGAUGGCUUUGGCAUGAUCUUUGGUGUCAAUCACCUCGGUCACUUCCUGUUAACUCUUCUGCUGCUGGAGCGUCUGAAGGAGUGUGGCUCAAGCCGAGUGAUAAAUGUGUCCUCCACAUCUUACACUUUGGGAGCCAUUGAUUUCAACUACCUGAGCACUCACAAAGAGCUUGGUGUGGGGGGCAGCAGCUUUCGCCUUUUUAAGUUGUACGGCCACAGCAAGCUGUGCAAUAUGCUCUUUACUCAUGAGCUGGCGAAGAGACUGCAAGGAACCAGUGUCACCUGCUACAGCGUGCAUCCAGGACCAGUCAAAACGGAAAUAACUCGUCACACCAUUAUAUGGUACUUCUACGUUCCUACAAGCUGGCUGUUCACUGUGGACCCAGAUUCUGGUGCCCAGACCACCCUGCACUGUGCCCUCCAGGAGGGCAUUGAGCCGCUGAGUGGCCGUUACUUCUCCAACUGUGCCGAGGAGGAAGUUCUCCCCAAGGCCAAAGACGACGCGGUGGCCAGGAAGCUGUGGGAAGUGAGCGAGAGACUGAGCGGACUGUCCUGAGAGAACAUCAGCACCUGGCCUCCCGCAGUCCUGAUGGCUACAGAUAGGAAACGUUGUUUUGUACACAUGAGCGCUUCGUGGGAUUUUGGCAAUAUCAUUUUAUAUGAAGACCCUAGGCCAGGGGUCUGCAACCCUGGUCCCAGAGAGUUGCAGGGUCUUCUGAUUUUUUUAACUUUUUACUGCUACUCAGCACUUAAUUAAUCAAUCAAGGGAGCUGAUUACACUGUUAGCUUAUCUGGUUUUCGGGGUCUGAAUUUUUUUCUGAUGCCUGGACGAGGGCUACAUACCUUUGCCUAAGCAGAAUAUGUAUUAAAAAAUUAAUUUGUGAAAAAAAGAUUCUCAGCAUGAAAAAUAUGCCAUUGUGCGAAACAUGAUAAACACAGAAGUUCUCUUACCAUUAAAAUGUACUGCACUAUA
Anguilla anguilla (European eel) is the source of this 1828-nucleotide messenger RNA. Its product is annotated as dehydrogenase/reductase SDR family member 13-like. The record is from RefSeq and is a predicted model, not a curated record. The transcript is spliced from 5 exons. NCBI's taxonomy places the organism in Eukaryota, Metazoa, Chordata, Actinopteri, Anguilliformes, Anguillidae. The coding region runs from base 461 to 1411 and encodes 316 amino acids.